AGGUAAAGGCCGAAAAGUCUCACUGCCAAUCACUUAUCCUCACCGCUCGGUCACCACAUCCACAAAUAAUGCCCCAAUCUCCCUCCCAGGAGCCUCUCGGACGCCAUACCCGACUCGCCGACCCCGGCGAGCCAGCGUCGUCUGGCUCCGUUGCGAGGGCCUACUGCCGGAGCUCCAGCUUUGGCAGCCUCGUAGCCAACGAGUGGUCGGACGGGCUUCCCUUCCGCCUCGACGACUCUGACGACAUGGUGAUCUACGGUGCGCUCCGCGACGCCUUCCACCAUGGCUGGCUUCCCUCCGGCGUCAAGCGGGAGGAAGAGAUUGAUCCGGCCCCGCAACAGCCUCCUCUGGUCCAGAUGUCCCUACAGCAGCAGAACACGGGCGUAACGGGUUCGAAGUCGACGGUGAGGGCGGCGAUAUCGAAGGGGAGGCACUACAGAGGGGUGCGGCAGCGGCCCUGGGGGAAAUUCGCAGCCGAAAUUAGGGAUCCGGCGAGAAACGGAGCGAGAGUGUGGCUGGGCACGUUCGAGACGGCGGAGGAGGCAGCCCUUGCCUACGACCGCGCCGCCUAUCGGAUGCGGGGAUCCCGGGCGCUGCUCAAUUUUCCGCUCCGGAUCGGCUCCGAGAAGGACACGGCGGCGUCCACACCCACCGUAGCCUCGUCUUCUUUGAAGCGGUCCUCGGCGGAACCCAGCUCCCCCUCCUGUUCCUCCUCCUCCUCCUCGUCCUCCUCUUGGAUCUCAUCUCCGAAGAGGAGGAAACGAGGCGAGGCAGCGGCUGCGGCGUUGCCGGCCGCUACCUCAUCUCCGCUUUCAGCGCCGAUUCAAGUUCCGGUGCAAGCGCAUUCCGGUCUGGGAUUUGGGGAUCGGCCAGAGGUUUUACCUGCCGGACCGGUUGUCCAGCUUCCACAUGCGGGUCAACUAUUGGUUAGCUGAAACCAGUAAAGAGUGGGAAACAUGUUUCGUGAAGCAUUUUUUUCUCGACGGAUCAAACUAUGAAGACUGAUGAAAUGUCAAAUAUGUAAAUAUAAAAAGUAUUCAUGUGCUUUUAGUAAUUAUGUGUUGCUCUUGCCACUGAAUGUGGACAUGGGCGGCAUGUGGAGGACACUAGUGGCCAAACUUGUGCGUGACACGCACAUUCAACCAUGCGGAUUCCAAAAUCUCAUUAUGUGGUGGCUUAUGUGAAUAUUUUAGUUGAUCAUUUCUUCGACCAA
Zingiber officinale is the source of this 1213-nucleotide messenger RNA. RefSeq names its product ethylene-responsive transcription factor 2-like. Gene Ontology annotation, molecular function: DNA binding; DNA-binding transcription factor activity. Bases 69 to 935 code for a protein of 288 amino acids. The transcript has a single exon. Gene Ontology annotation, biological process: regulation of DNA-templated transcription; ethylene-activated signaling pathway. NCBI's taxonomy places the organism in Eukaryota, Viridiplantae, Streptophyta, Magnoliopsida, Zingiberales, Zingiberaceae. The record is from RefSeq and is a predicted model, not a curated record.